CAUGCUCGUCCCUCUCCUUUGUGUCUUGUUUGCCGCCGUCGCCAAGUCAGGUCAUGGAGCUGACAUAGUCAGAGGGACGGAGGUUCAGCCUCACUCCCUGCCCUUCAUGGCUCUUGUUGUGUCUACGAGACAAAUAUGUGGGGGAACCCUGAUCAACGAAACAUGGGUCCUGACUGCCGCACACUGCAAGUGGCCCGCCGAAAUUCAAGGAGUGAUUGUGGGGCUUCACUCCAUCGACAAGGAAGAGGCUUCCAAGCAGACAAUAGAAAAGGCGCGGCUGGUGGUCCAUCCCCACUACAACGCGACUGACAAUGACAAUGACCUCAUGUUGGUGGAGCUCAGCAAACCGGUGAAGAUUAAUGAUAAGGUGCAGGAGGUGAAGUUAGCGGAGAGCGGCAAAUACCCGGAGGCUGGCGUCAAAUGUCUGGUGGCCGGAUGGGGACUGACCAACUACACCAUCAAGAAGCAUUCUGACGUGCUGCGGUACGCCACUGCCACCGUGAUCGACCGGCAGACGUGCAUGUCUCCCGGAUAUUAUGGCCCAAACAGGGUCAUCCCGGAUGGCAUGAUCUGUGCCGGCGGAAUGAAGGAUGACAUCGGCGAGCCUUGUACGGGCGACUCAGGGGGGCCCCUGUUGUGCGACAAGGUCCAGGUCGGAGUCGCCUCUUUUACCAUCCAAGGUUGCCCCAGUAAAAGGCCCAGCGUGUACAUUCACCUCUCCAAGGAUCAACUCGAGUGGAUCAAGAAGACAACUACAAAUCAAGAUCAAGUUCAAUAAAAGAACGUCUGGCCUCUUGUUUAACUUUAAUAACAUGUCAUUGUGCAGACCAGAAUCAGCUCGGUGACUGAAGUAGAGCAGUUUAUUAACACCCAAAACACUCAUCUGCAGCAUGCGAGACAAAAAAAUGACAUUACAAGAAACACACAAUUUCAU
Synchiropus splendidus (mandarinfish) is the source of this 934-nucleotide messenger RNA. Its product is annotated as granzyme A-like. Gene Ontology annotation, biological process: proteolysis. The transcript has 5 exons. Gene Ontology annotation, molecular function: serine-type endopeptidase activity. The record is from RefSeq and is a predicted model, not a curated record. Bases 2 to 778 code for a protein of 258 amino acids. NCBI's taxonomy places the organism in Eukaryota, Metazoa, Chordata, Actinopteri, Syngnathiformes, Callionymidae.